Molecule: messenger RNA, 1357 nt
Organism: Populus trichocarpa (black cottonwood)
Lineage: Eukaryota; Viridiplantae; Streptophyta; Magnoliopsida; Malpighiales; Salicaceae
Exons: 3
Coding region: 284-904 (206 amino acids)
Source: RefSeq, a predicted model, not a curated record
CCCAAACUUUCUUUCUUUCUUUUCUUUUCUUUUUCUUCUAUUUCAAUUUAUUUUCCACUCACUAAUAACUACAUUUCUCAUUUUAUUUACUUGCUGUCUACACUAUUCUCAAAUUCCUCGCCGAUUUAUUGGAUCCGACAUGCCGGCGCCGCCGUUUUAGUCCUCCAGAUUCUCUCGUAGAUCUAUCGCGUCGCUAUCAGGGCUGGUGUCUUUGUUAGUAGCAAGGGGGCGUUGUGGGGAGCGACACAGAAAAUAUAUGUUGAUGCCCAGAUGAUCAGAACUAAUGUUAUUGGCAGUGGAAGGAGGAGGGUUCUUCUCUUCUUCGGCUUCUGGGUAUAGCAAGGGCUUGACCCUUCUUCUCUUGGGUCAGAAGCACGAAGACAAACCCAUGAGAGUUACGCCGUGGAAUCAGUACCAGUUGGUGGACCAAGAACCUGACUUUGACCUCCAGCUGGCUUCCUUGAAGAACCGGCUUUCCCGCGGCUGCGCUUCUUUUGUCUGCUUUGGUCGCGCUUCCGCAGGACUUGAAUCCCCAUCACCUCUCAAAGUAGGCCCUGCCCAACAGAAGGAUGUCUUGCCAGAUCCUCUUGUUGCUGACAAGGGAAAAGAUCUUACAACUGAACUCGAAGGUGAUAAUAAUGCAAUAAAAGUUACUCUUAGGAGUAGUUUGAAGAAGACAUCAAAAAGUAUUCCAGUCCCUGUUGAGGAUGCUAAUCAGAGCGAGCCAUUGAAUGACAAAGGUAGUGAUAUCCCUGGUCAUACAGAAAGGAGAAAAGUGCAGUGGACCGAUGUUUGUGGGAGUGAGCUUGCUGAAAUUAGGGAAUUUGAACCAAGUGAAACAGGUGGAUCAGAUGAUGAAUUUGAGAAUGGAAAUGAAAGAAGUUGUUCAUGUGUGAUUAUGUGAUCAAUUACCAGAGUUUUGACGGCGCCCAAGUUUUCUCAAGAUGCCUGGUACAUCCCUUGAAUUUGCUACUACUAACAGAGGUCAUCUGCUUUCUCCCUGGAUCAACUGAUUUUUGUUAAAGAAGAAGAGUAAUUGAGUGCAUAUGAAAUGCUACCAUAGCAAGGAGUUCUGCAUCUGGCCACGCAUCCAUAGCCAAUUAGUGAGAAGUUCUAUAUCUGGCCACGCCUGUUGGACUCUGAUCAUUUGUGCCUAUAUUCAAUUGAUGAGGAUUUCAAUUUUGUUACUCUAAUCUUCACGCUGUUUUAUCACCUUAUUCUUGUUACUUGUGAUUGCCCUGCCCAUUGUUUUCUCAAUUAAUGUCUCAUAUUAUUUUUGGCCAUUUAUUGGUAGUUUGAUGGAUUAGCUUGUAUGCUCCCAUUUUGUGAUAUUAUUCACCUUUACCAUUUUUAUUCA